AUGGGAAAUCAACCUCAAGAUAUCUCGAAAAUAAAAUAAGUUUUAUAAAAAGAUUAUUUAUCUAGAACUGAAUAAGACUUUUUAUUAAUUAUAGAGUAUAUGUCUUGUUUUCAAUAUUUUGAAAAAAUCAAAGCCAAAUACAAUGCUGAUUUUAUGAAACACUUAUGUAAACAUCUAUAUUUAAAAACAUUUGGACCAAACUAAAAUAUAUCAGUUAAUAGAACAACUUAUAUUAUAUUAAGUGGUAGAGUUUUAGUAACAUAAGAACUUGAUGCAACAAAACCAAAAACUUUUACUGAUAUUUCUGAUAUACAAUAAUAUUCUUAAGUGUCUGAAAUGACAUUUGGAUAAUCAUUCAAUGAAUUUGGAUUAUAAGAUGUUUAGAAAUCUACAGCAAUGACAAUAAGAUAAACAGAUUUAGCAUGUUUAGAUUUUAAAUUUAUUAUUGAAUUAAACUCAAAUAUCAAAUCUACAGAAAACAAUGAAAAAAUUACAUUUCUAAAAUAAUUAACAUAUAUUUAGUAAUUCUCUGAGAAUGAAAUUAAAUAUUUUUCUUAUAAAUUAGAAGUUAUCAAACCAUAAAAAAAUGAAACAAUAUAUUUAGAAGGUGAUGAAUAUUGUGAUUGGAUAUAUUUUGUUUUUAAAGGAGAAUUUUCACUUACAAAAAGAGACAAUUCAUAAUAUGAACAUUAAUUAACUAGAUUGAUAGAGGGAGAAAUAUUUGGAGAAGAGACUUUUUUAAAUUAUGAGAAAAGAUUUUUUAGUGUUAAAUGUCUUUGUGAUUCUGCUAUGUUGUUUAGAAUUUCUAAUGUUGAACUAGAAAAAAAAGUUUGGUAAAGAGAAUCAAGAAAUAUACUAUUUUUACUAAUUGGAGAAAAAUGGUUAUUUAGAUUAAAAAGACUCGUUGAAUUAUCUAAAUAACCUAUAGAUGUUUAAGAAAUUAAAUCACAUUUAUCAUAUUUAGAAGAAAUUAGUUCUUGUAACUUAUAAUUUUAGUUUCAGGAAAACGAAUUUAAUCCAUAAAAUAUAAAUAAAAAUUCAAGAUUAAAAUAAGGAUCAAGAUUAUAAAAAAAUAUUAUACUUCCUACAUCAUUAAUUAUUUAAAAUUCUUAAUAAUUAAAUUAAUUUUUUAAACAUUAAACUUGUAAAGCCUAAAAUUUUAAUAAAAAUAUUUCUUUUGAUAAAACUCAUACUAAUACAUCUACUAAAUUGGCUGAUAAUUAUCCUAAAAAUAAUGAACUCUAACCAAAAAGAAGAGUUUUAUAGAAAAUUAUUAGUCCAAAUAUAAAAAGUACUAAAAUAUCCUCACAUAAUAAUAUUACUAUUUCAACAAAAGAAUAACCAGGUAUGUAAUUAGAGAAUUUUGAAAAGACUUAAAAUGUAUUAAAUGAUGAAUUAAUUAAUUGGGGAGGUAAUUCAAGUAGAAGAAAUUAAGAACUAAAAGAAUAAUUUUAUUCUGCCAUAAAAAGUUAUGCUUCUCAUGUUAAAUAUUAAAAUUUAAACUUUAUUGAAGCAUCUUCAAAUUAUUCAUAACAAUUAAAUAGUGAAUAUGAAUUGUUAAUGAAAAAAUAAUAAGAAAAUAUUGGCAAUUUUUUUGAACUUGAACCAAGAAGCAAAACAGAUAAUUAAUUAAGAAAAGAUUACUUUUUAAAAUAAUUAAAAAAAAUGCAAAAAAGAUUAUAAGUACUUUAAAUGAUUGCUAAAGGUUACAUUACUUGUAAAUAUAAUUAGUGUGUAAAUGAAGAAGGAGAGAUUGUAGAUAUAAUUGAAAAGGCUUCAAAAGAUGAUGCUUAUGAAAUAAAAGAUGGAAAGAAAUAGCUUAAAUUUAAUUUUGUUACUUCCAUCAAUUAUAAACCUAUAGAAAAACCAGUAUUUAUAAAUUAAUGUUCUAGAAAUUUAAAGAUUUUGAUCAAUAAAUUGUAGAAUAAGAAGAAUAAAUUAGAGUCAUUUCUGAUAUAGUAUCUGGUAAACUUGAUCCUGAGUAAGCACCCUCUGUUAAUGAAGAAUAUAAUAAAUAAAUGUCAAUGAGAAAAAAAGCUAGUGAAGUUAUUUAAAUUCCAACUUUAGUGAAAACCUUCAGUUCAAAACUUAGAAUUUCAUCUGCUACAUUUAAAAAAGAUUUAUCUAAAAAUAUCUUCUCGAAUGCUAUAAAAAUUAGGAAGAUGACAUGA
This is a messenger RNA of Paramecium sonneborni, 2171 nucleotides long. NCBI's taxonomy places the organism in Eukaryota, Ciliophora, Oligohymenophorea, Peniculida, Parameciidae. The record is from the annotation of a GenBank genome assembly.